Liolophura sinensis is the source of this 2594-nucleotide messenger RNA. Its product is annotated as serine/arginine-rich splicing factor 4-like. The record is from RefSeq and is a predicted model, not a curated record. The transcript has 5 exons. NCBI's taxonomy places the organism in Eukaryota, Metazoa, Mollusca, Polyplacophora, Chitonida, Chitonidae. Gene Ontology annotation, molecular function: RNA binding; zinc ion binding. The coding region runs from base 1 to 1449 and encodes 482 amino acids.
AUGGGUAAAAGAAGGUCGUACAGCAGAAGCUCCAGCCGUAGCCGAAGCCGGAGCCGGAGCCGGAGCCGGAGCCGGAGUCGAAGUCCCUAUCAGAAUGAAUUCAGAGUUCAUGUGGCAGAUCUGGGAAUUGAACCCUCUCGACGGGAACUCAUCAAACAGUUUGAGAAAUUUGGCAAAAUCACUGAUAUCUGGGUUGCCAAAAACCCACCUUGUUUUGCUUUCAUUGUGUACAGACGCAAAAAGGAAGCUGACAUGGCUAUAAAGGAGAUGAAUGGGCAGGUGCUUUCUGGUGGAAGGAUACGUGUAACCUAUGCCCGUCCUAGAACACGGGGAAGAAAGCGGCAGAGUUUUGAUCCUUCCUUAAGGUGUUACCAGUGUGGUGAGAAGGGUCACUUUUCACGAGAUUGCAAUGACAUCUGGGGUAGCAAGUGGCGCUACAGCAAAAGGUCAUAUUCAAGGUCACGGAGCCGGUCUGCUUCAAGACGAUCAAAGCGUCGGCGUUCACGAAGCCAUGGUCGUAGACGUCGUAGCAGAAGUCCUAGCAGUCGCAGUAAUAGUAGGAGUACUAGCAGAGAGAGUAGGAGACAAAAUAGCCGUAGUCCAGAGAGGAGAAGUCGUAGUCAUGAGGGAAGGAGCCAUAGUCAUGACAGAAGGAGCCGUAGUAGAGGUCAAGGGCGCAGAAGUAAGGACCGAAGCAGUCGUGGUAACAACUUGAAGAAGGAUCGGAGAAGCUGUAGCGAGGAUCGCAAAAGCCGUAGUGAGGAUCACAAAAGCAAUAGUAAUGACCGUAAAACCAACAGCAAAAACCGUAAAAGUAAUAGCAAAGACCGUAAGAUGCAGAGCAAAGACCACAGGAGUCACAGCAGUGACCGCAAAAACCAUAGCAAGGACCAAAGGAGCUGCAGCAAAGAGCGAAUGAGCCACAGCAAGAAUCGUAAGAGUGAUAACAAGGACAGCAAAAAGUACAGCAAACAUCGCAGAAGCAGGGACGGAAGGAGUCGUAGUAGAGACCAUAAUAGCCGCAGCAGAAGCCGAAGCAGAAGCCGCAGUUGUAGCGAGGAAAGAAGUUCAGCUAUAAAGAAUAGUGAAAGUUCGAGAAAUGACAAGACAAAGUCAGGAAAUGCAGAACUUAAAGAGAACAAUCAUGACGGCAGUGCCAUUGGUGACAUGAAGAACUGUGUCCAGGCAGAAGAUACCACAUCCAGUUCUGUGACCAAAGCACAAACGGCUUCUAAGUGGUCCUUAGUUCCUGAUUAUCAGGACAUGGACACUGCUGAUGAUACAAUCACAAGUCAAUCUAAACCUGAAUCAGGCAUUGGUCCAAAGUUAUCAGCCAACAUCCAACCUGUCCUUGAUUCUGAUACAGUUCUUCGCACGGCAGCUGAUGCCUGUCCUACUGUGGCAACUCUCCAAUUCAGUCCUGAUGCAGAUGUGAAAGGCAGCAGUUAGAUACACAUGAAAUUCUCAUGAACCAGUGUUUGAAGGAUUUGGAAUAACAUUAAGAAAAGGAAGAGUUUGUUCUGACCAGUGUUUGUGAGGGAAGCCAUUAGGUCAUAUUGCAUCUUGCAUUGUGCAUGACCAGUUGUCACUGCACACUGAUGUAUUAUUCGCUACAAGUGAUAUUUGUGGUCCAAACUUCAGGACCUGCUCAUCUCGUUGUUUGGCGGUGGACAUAGCAGUCUUACGCUAUAUGACCUUGUGAGAUUUGGGCCAGGCCAAUUUUAAAAUUGUUAUUUCUGAUGUAACAAAAUAUUGCUGGACAACGUAAAUCCUGGGGAAGGUAUUGCACAAAAAUAACAGAGUGGAGUGUAUGAAAAUGAGUGAUUAAAAUUUUGACUUAAGUCUAAGAUCGCUUGAGGCAGAGGCCAGUUGUUCACUAGUGUACAUGUUUGAAGAGUUCAACUUGUCUGGAUGUAUUCACUUAAGCCUGGACCAAAGUAGGCCUAUAACUAGGUCUUUAUUGAGACCAAACUGGUACCAACUAUUAAAUUAUGCCUGGCUUACUGGUAACUGUUAAGCCACUUUUGAACAAACAGAGCCUUCAUUCCAGAUGUAAAACUGAUAUAUUUGAUCUGUCUGAUUAUCCGUGUGCGAUCAUGGCCUCAGUGAUACAUGUAUCACCUAAAAUAAUUCGUUGUUACAAAUGUUACUCAUAUAAUAGUGCAAGAUUCUGUGUUUUAGGAUAUUAGUACACUGUAUGUGCAAUAGUUGUAGAAAUGGUGGGUGUAGUUCCAUUCAUCUCUGUUAUAGAUAUGAUAUGUCAAAUAAUGCCACAGAUUAUCAAGAUUGUGAUCUUAAUAUUCACUUGAUGUUAAUGCGAAUAGUGCAGUGUUUAUGCUCUUGUACCCAGCAGUAAGCAUUCCAAUUAUAGUGUGUACUUUUUCAAUUGCCUCUCUGCGAGGUUGAAUGCACAUGCAUCUGUGGGGUUACGUUUUGUGUGAGGGAUGUUUUACAGGUUUGAUCAUGAACUGUUGUCCAAAUGGUUGAACUGACUGCUUCAGUUUACAAAUUGAUGGGAAAUAAUGUUUUCACUUUCAAAUGUGGGCUCAUGAAUACAUUGGUACACAAAAGUCUAAAUCUUUUCGUCUUCUGCU